AUGGCCUUCUUGGAGGACCCGCGGCUGCGCCAGCGAUGGAAUCAAAUCUCCCACAACGCCGGAGAGGUGACGGAGAAUGCGGCCGCUGGAAUCUGGAGCUUCCAGCAUCACUACAUCAAUCCAUGUCUAGCCUCCCUCGCCACCUCACUGGAGCAAUGCGCCAAUCCCUGUCUCGGCGACCGCGAAGAGCGGGCUAGGAGGAAACGGGAACGAGAUCGCGCGGGCGGUCGGGCGGAAUACAGCUUCGACUUUUACGACGACUGGUAUGCCGAGGACCAGGACGGCGGAUUCCUGGGCGGCUGGGGCAACGACGACUGGGAUCGUCUUCUCGCAGGCACGGGGUCUCAGCCGCGAAAGAACACGGGCGAGGUGCAGGAUCAGCCCAAGAGAAAACGCGGAAUGAGCUACGGCACACGAGGCAGAGGAAGCAAGGCGUUGGAAUCCGACCCGACCGUCAUCCCUAGCACGCAGCCGAUAGGGUUCCUGGGCAAGCUGCCGUGGAAGCUGGGUAAGACGCUUCGCUACAAGCCAAGCGCGGCGGACUUGCAAGAUCACCCGCGGCAGCACGACGAGGUGGGCAUGGGCGAGACGGAACCUCUCCUCGCAAACGACUCGGACGACGACGUUUUCCAGAGCCGGACCGCCAAGACUAGAAAUCGCAGCGGGACUACGGGGUCAGGGGUCUCGUCAGACUCGUACCGGUCUCGGGGUGAUUUGUUCCCCAGCGACGGCGAAGGCGAGGAAGAUGCCGUGCCGCUAGACGACGAGUUUAUGGUCCUGGAUAAGGUCCGAGACGACCGCAGCAGUAGCAGGACAAAGGGCAGCAAGGGCAAACGGCGGGCCGACGGACGGCCAAUGUCUCGAACGGUGUCGAGAGCGACGAUUGACUCGAGCCAUUCCAUGCUCAGUCCGAGCGUGAGGAGGAGCUCGACAAGUGGACCCACGACACCGGAUACACCAGUGGCGCCCUCAAUGGAGGCCUCGAUGCAGGAGCUGCAGAUGGAAGAAGAGCGCAUCCGGAGAGAGGAAGACGACGAGGUGGAACGCAAGCGACAGGCGGCGCUGCAGCUUGCAUCAGAACGGGGCCUGCAUGACGCCGGCUCCGAGGGGCCAACGUCCGAGGGGAAGUCGGACGCCAAAGUCGAUGAGGUGGGAGACAUGUCAGACGCCCCGACCCACAGAUCGCCGCCAUUAUCUACGCACGGCGACGACGCGCCGCUCAUUCGGUCCACUACGCAAGAGCAGUACAUACGGACCGAGGAAUUCGUCCCGGCACGUCUACCGAGCUUCCGAUAG
Colletotrichum orchidophilum is the source of this 1296-nucleotide messenger RNA. RefSeq lists its product as uncharacterized. The transcript has a single exon. NCBI's taxonomy places the organism in Eukaryota, Fungi, Ascomycota, Sordariomycetes, Glomerellales, Glomerellaceae. The record is from RefSeq and is a predicted model, not a curated record. Bases 1 to 1296 code for a protein of 431 amino acids.